This is a messenger RNA of Hippocampus zosterae (dwarf seahorse), 2291 nucleotides long. RefSeq names its product C2 calcium dependent domain containing 4A (gene c2cd4a). The record is from RefSeq and is a predicted model, not a curated record. Bases 811 to 2154 code for a protein of 447 amino acids. Lineage: Eukaryota; Metazoa; Chordata; Actinopteri; Syngnathiformes; Syngnathidae. The transcript has a single exon.
GUAUUAGCACUGUGUUAGGAAUCCCGACAGUCCACUGUCAGAUUCAUCUUUAGAGACAACCGUUAUCUGUUCCACCACAAGAGGGCAAACAUUGGCAACUGUUUUUUUUUGUACAGAAUAAGCAGUGUUUCCCAACCUUUAGUGACCCAAGCUGAAUAUUUUACAUGAGAAAAAAAAGUAUUUUACACUACCAAACAAAAUUGAGCGAAAAAGUGGAUACAAUGAUCCAGUGGAAUAUCAUGUCAUUGUUUUGCGUGUGAAUAUAAUUUGUGCUAUUGAAAGAUGAGCAAAACUCGCCACUAGGUGCUUUCAAAGUUAAUAUUGACUCUUCAAAUCAGAAGGUCAUCCAAGUGCCGGUUUGUACUCCUCAGAGUUUUAUCACUUCAAAUAUAUUUUCAUCAAGUCAUGGCCUUAUACCCACAAUGUCCGAUCGUAACAUUUUGGAGCUCUGUUGAGCUUUCGGAUGUUUCCCGGGCAACCGGGGGCCGAGGACAGAGGGAGGAUCCAGUGAGAGAGCAGGGGGUGUGUUUUACAUUCGUUGGUUUCUUGCUUGAUUUAACCCGUCUGCCUCCCUCAAACACACCCAGAUGGUCAAACCCGCCGCCUGCUGCCUGAAAGAGACUCUCAGAUUUCUCACUGACCUUUUAUCUGGAGCUUUUGAUCAAAUUUGCCCAAAGAAAUCUGUAUCGUAUACAAGGUAAGGCAAUACUUCCACCAUGUUUUUUUUGUAUGCUGGAUAUAUUUAUUUUUCUAGACGUAUGCUAACAAUUGUAUUCUUUCAGUUGUGGUGACUGAAGAAACAGCAAAUCUAUGUGGGUAGUGGAGAAGAUCCGCGUUUCGCUGGAGAGCUCCGCCCUGCCCGCGCCAUCAACAGAAUUCAGCUUCAAGAUCGGCGACAUCAUGUUUGGGGACAAAUCGGACAAACACCCAAAAAUGUCCCUGUUCCCCAAUGUCAUCACCCCUGACAACAUACCGGAGUUCUGCAUCCCGCCUACCAUCCCGUCGUGCCCGCAGGAGCUAAAAAACACGGACCACAGCCGAGCGGUUCGUGUCGCCAAAGCAAGCCACUGUGAGAAGGUUGAGGUGGAGGUGGUGCACCAUGAGGCCCUUAACCCUCACAUAAUCCAGGUGGAGAGCGUGGAUGAAGGCCCCUACGAUGGCUGUAGCGAUGAGGAGACAACAAACGCAGAUCCUCAAAGCCAGGCUGCCUUGUCCCUCCCCCAUAUGGCCAAAGCUCAGACCUGCUACGGCUUUUGCACCUUGCUGGAGAGCCCACACACCAGGAGGAAGGAGUCUCUCUUCCACUCCGAUCCGGGUUCCUCUCCUCUGCUGCUGCCCAGGAGCCGAUCCGCCACCUGUUCCAAAGUCACCUCGCCCCCUUUGUCCUCUCCUUCCUCCUUCAGCCUCAACAGUCUGUCCUCCCGACUCUCCCCGAGAGGACACAAUCUCAACUGGCAGGGCGUCGCGGACAGCGACACGACGUCCUCUACGGAGUCGUCUCCUUUCAGUUCUCCGCUUCUGACCAGAUGCCCCGCCAAGUCGUCCCUCUUCAAGGCACUGAGCCAUGAACUGCUGCUAUCGCGGAACAUAAGGAAGGCCAUGGUGUCCAGGAAUAAUUCGCUGUCCACAGAUGAAGGCAGCUCGACUGACAACAGUCCCAACGUGAUGAGGAGGGCAUCGGAAGGCUUAGGUGAGGGCCUCCCCGGCUGCUGUCGUCUGGCACCCCCGACUAUCUUCCCCAUGGAUUUGACCCUGCAUCGGGAGCGGGUGAUGAAAGAAAAAACGGUGCCGAUAGGGAAGGACGGCAGCCUGAGACUCUCAGGGGAGUACUGCCCUGACAACCAAAGACUGAGGGUACGACUAAUCAGCGCCGACGGCCUGUACCCUUUGUCCGUCGACUCCAAGAUCAUUAACUGCAGUGUCAGCAUCUCACUGGCUCCGGGGAAAGUUCAGAAGCAACGCAGCACUGUCAUCCGAAAGAGCCGCAAUCCCAUCUUCAACGAAGAUUUCUUUUUCGAUGGCAUUUCAGAGGAAGACCUCGGCGUGCGCUCUCUUCGCUUCAAAGUGGUCAAUAAAAUGUCCACCCUUAAAAGAGACUAUCCGCUGGGUAGCUGUGAUUUGCCUCUUAGCACCCUUGUCACCUUCAACCAUUAGGUCAUCCACAUUUGUUAUUCAGGUAUUAAAUUAUUUCUCUGCAUUUUUUUCUUUUUUUGGGUGGGGGGGGGGGUAACUUGAUAUGAUUUUUUCCCCUAAUGAAUAAAUUAUAGGAACCCUCAAUUGCUUGACAUUCA